This is a messenger RNA of Pecten maximus, 1238 nucleotides long. Its product is annotated as profilin-like. The record is from RefSeq and is a predicted model, not a curated record. The transcript is spliced from 2 exons. The coding region runs from base 191 to 613 and encodes 140 amino acids. NCBI's taxonomy places the organism in Eukaryota, Metazoa, Mollusca, Bivalvia, Pectinida, Pectinidae. Gene Ontology annotation, molecular function: actin monomer binding. Gene Ontology annotation, cellular component: cell cortex.
UGUAUGCAACAAGUAUGGGAGUUCCAAAAUGGAGUCUGAUCACGUGAUCUGACAGACAGCCAGCUUUGCCCGUCCCACUUACCGCGUGAUUUCACAAGGUCCAUUUUCACGGAGACCACUGAUGCAGGCAAAGGCCGCCAUUUGACAUACGACGGACAAAACUAAUUCUAAGAGAUUCUGAACCAUCAAAAUGUCUUGGGACCCAUACAUCGACAACUUGGUUGCCCAAAGCAAGGAUGCAACUGGAACUGCUCAUGCAGACAAGGCAUGCAUUAUAGGAAUAGAUGGAGGUGCUUCAUGGACCUCUGAGGGUCAUGGGUGUGCAUUGAAACUUCAAGGGACUGAAGGAGCCGACAUUGCAAGAUGUUUUAAAAGCAAGGAUUUUUCACCUUUCAUGUCUAACGGUGUUAAAGUUGAGGGUACAAAAUAUCAGUUUCUUAGAGAAGAAGAUAGUAAACUUGUUUUAUGUAAAAAGAAAGGAGAAGGUGCAUUAACAAUUCAAUGCUCGAAGACAGCACUUGUUGUUGCACAUUGCCCAGAGGGAGGUCAGCAGGGUAGUACUAAUAAGGGAGUGGGAGUGAUCGCAGAUUAUCUUGAGAGUAUGAAUAUGUGAUUACAUCGGAGAAAUUCCUGAUCGCUGUUAGUACGCGUUAACCAUAUGAUGAUGCUGAACUCAUCUAAAGAAGUAAUCAUUUUGCACACAAAUUUGACUUUUAUCUCUAUAAUUAUUAUUCAUUCUGUAUUUGAAGUUCACAAAAGUUACCAACUGAUAUGAUUUUCUAGAAGAGGAAUACUUUCUUAGAUGUUGCUGGCUGAAUAGGAACUUUGAGGACUGAUUGCUCCUGCUUCGGUAAAUGGAAAUAUGUGAACUGCAAAUCGGCAAAUAAUGUAUAUUGACUUUAUAAACUCUUCAAGUUCAGCUGCUUAAUAAACUCCUUAUGCUGUCAAAUGUAGAUUUGUUGUGUUCUUCACAAUCCUUGAUAUGAUAAUGCACACGUGAACGAAAGAGAAUUAGAGGACAAUACAACAACGUGGCACUUCUGACAAUGAAGAUUGAGUUAAAAAAUCUACGGGAAAUUUUGACUACAGUGACUAAGUAAUUUGAUCAAAGAUUCCAAAUAGGUGGAAAAUUUAACAUUGACAAAUCCAGUACUAUAACAGGACAUUCUCUUCUAAAGAUUAAAAAUCAUGCUGUUGUUUGUCCAGGCCAGCAUAUGCUAAUAAAAGGUAGCAUCCCA